AUACCAGCGCCAACCCACAUAAGCCGAAAUAGAAACUUCGUCGCCUCAUCGCGUUGUGCGACACACGAUUUCAGUAGCAAAUCAGCCAGCCAAGCCCGAAGCUCACUAGAGUCGCUCUCGUCUGGAUUUAAAUUUAUAAAAUUUAAAAGUUCUUGUUCUAAAGAAAGCAACAUGACCAUCAAGUCGAUCAAAGCACGUCAAAUCUACGACUCUCGUGGUAACCCCACCGUCGAGGUCGAUUUGACCACUGACUUGGGCCUGUUCCGGGCAGCCGUUCCCUCUGGUGCCUCGACUGGCGUGCAUGAGGCUCUGGAGCUGCGCGAUAACGACAAGGCCAACUACCAUGGCAAGUCUGUGCUGCAGGCUGUCGGCCAUGUGAACAACACUCUUGGCCCUGAGCUGAUCAAGGCCAAUCUGGAUGUGACCGAUCAGGCUGCCAUUGAUAAUUUCAUGAUCAAGCUCGAUGGUACCGAGAACAAGAACAAGUUUGGUGCCAACGCCAUUUUGGGUGUCUCUUUGGCCGUGGCCAAGGCUGGUGCUGCCAAGAAGAACGUGCCCCUGUACAGGCAUCUUGCUGAUUUGGCUGGCAACAAGGAAAUUAUCUUGCCUGUGCCUGCCUUCAACGUCAUCAAUGGCGGUAGCCAUGCUGGCAACAAGCUGGCCAUGCAGGAGUUCAUGAUCCUGCCAACUGGCGCCACCAGCUUCACUGAGGCCAUGAAAAUGGGCUCUGAGGUGUACCAUCACUUGAAGAAUGUUAUUAAGGCCAAGUUCGGCUUGGAUGCUACCGCAGUGGGCGAUGAGGGUGGUUUCGCACCCAACAUUCAGUCCAACAAGGAGGCUCUGUGCCUCAUCAACGACGCCAUCGCCAAGGCUGGCUACACUGGCAAGAUCGAGAUCGGCAUGGACGUUGCCGCCUCUGAAUUCUUCAGGGAUGGACUCUACGAUUUGGACUUCAAGAAUCCCCAGAGUGAUAAGGCACAGUGGCUGUCGCCCGAAAAAUUGGCUAACUUGUAUCAGGAGUUCAUUAAGGACUUCCCCAUUGUGUCCAUUGAGGAUCCCUUCGAUCAGGAUCAUUGGGAUGCCUGGACCAAUUUGACUGCCAACACCAAAAUUCAGAUUGUCGGUGAUGAUUUGACUGUCACAAACCCUAAGCGCAUUGCCACUGCUGUCGAGAAGAAAGCCUGCAACUGUCUGCUGCUUAAGGUCAACCAGAUCGGUACAGUGACGGAAUCCAUUCAAGCUCAUUUGCUGGCCAAGAAGAAUGGCUGGGGCACCAUGGUGUCUCAUCGUUCAGGUGAAACCGAGGACUCUUUCAUCGGUGACCUGGUUGUUGGUCUUUCCACCGGUCAGAUCAAAACUGGUGCUCCAUGCCGCUCGGAGCGUCUAGCCAAGUACAACCAAAUACUGCGUAUUGAGGAGGAGAUUGGCCAGGGCGUUAAGUUCGCUGGCAAGAACUUCAGGAAACCACAGUAAAUCUCGCUUCUUAUAAAUUCCAAUAAAA
Drosophila arizonae is the source of this 1501-nucleotide messenger RNA. It is a transcript of the gene Eno, whose product is annotated as alpha-enolase. Gene Ontology annotation, molecular function: magnesium ion binding; phosphopyruvate hydratase activity. The record is from RefSeq and is a predicted model, not a curated record. Gene Ontology annotation, biological process: glycolytic process. Gene Ontology annotation, cellular component: phosphopyruvate hydratase complex. NCBI's taxonomy places the organism in Eukaryota, Metazoa, Arthropoda, Insecta, Diptera, Drosophilidae.